AUGUCAUCCGCAACACCAAAGGAAACGCCUGUCAACGCGAAAGACAUCGACAUGGCUCGCCUCAGCGUUCCCGCGAACGCGACACCGAAAACCGAUCGAAAGCCGAGCCGUUUCCGCGGACUGUUCAGACAGCAGUCCAGCUCGAGCGCAUCAUCCAGUCCCGCUACCAUGCAGAAGUCGCCUCCGCCAGUCGCAUUUAGCCCGUUGGCGUCGCCAUAUGUGCGCCCAGGAUACAAACAGAUCGGUCUCCUACCCAGCGAGCAGUCCAUGCACAGCUUACAGCGACUUGGUGAGACUGAGGUUGGCGAUGGCGAGACGAUUGGUUCUACAGCAGUUGAAGAGUCAGAUCUAGGCGCGAUCGACAAGACUCCGAUACGCGAUGCCGGCCGCGGGACGAACUGCAAAAGCCAGGAUAUCUCUCCACGCGCAGCUGGCGAUGCAGACAAACGAAACAGCCCCAAUUAUCCCCAGCACGGCGGCCCCGUCGAAGACCCCAACCUGGUGCGGUACAAAACCACCAGCAUCAAGCGCACAAAUGACUUCCUCAAGAGUGCUCGUAUAUCGCCACAAACCGCACGUCCCAUCGAGACCGCCGACGAGCACGUUUACUCCACGCUUUUGAAUGAAGACGAGCCCAGCCUCCGCAAGUCUUUCGCGUCGAACACCUUCGACGACGACAGUUCGCUAAGUCAAGGCAUCCGCGAGUAUGUCGCCAGCAAGAUCGCCGAAGCGCUGGCCGAGCACAACCGGGAGCGUCAAGACGACGCCGAUGCUACGGUCAACAACAUAGGCCCGCUGAACCUCAUCCUCAAGAUCGACGCGGCCGGCCUCGCCAAAACGAAUAUCUCUAAGCGGUUGACUGUGGACGAAGGAAAGAUCGGCGACUUCCCGGAGCGCCUCACCAUCGGUCCCUUCGAGAUCUCGAAUGCGCAACUAGAACGGGACAUUCAGUUCGGUGUCACGGCCAUGUACGCGAUUACCUUCCUCAGCGCAUCUCUUCUAGGGCCGAAGACUCUGCUUCUUGCUCUCUGGAAAUCGGCGAUCUUUAUGGGGGUCUACGCCGCUCUGUUGCGUCAACUGUGCUGGACUGAGAAAGUCGAGCGCGACGUGCUGCUGGCGCCUGUGUGCUUCGUUGUCAGUGUGGCUACAGGGAUGGGCGAGCAGCUACUUGCUCAGUUGGGCAUGAUGAUGGUUGCGGUACUCGCUGAGGCUGUCGAACGCGCCGCUCAAAGCUGCGAUGUGCAAAUCCAUGCUGACUAG
Alternaria arbusti is the source of this 1260-nucleotide messenger RNA. RefSeq lists its product as uncharacterized. The transcript is spliced from 2 exons. The record is from RefSeq and is a predicted model, not a curated record. NCBI's taxonomy places the organism in Eukaryota, Fungi, Ascomycota, Dothideomycetes, Pleosporales, Pleosporaceae. Bases 1 to 1260 code for a protein of 419 amino acids.